UUUGAAAAUAUUCAGAGGACAGCAAUUUCUUAGCUGUACAUUUCAUGAGAAAACAACGGUCCAAUUUUAGGUUUGAAGACUGAAUCGAAAUGAAAUAAGCAAAAGUACACCUGCAGGUCCUAUAGACCUGGAACGCAAAAUACAAGUUGGAGUGGGCCCAUUUCAUCUCCAGGCGGCACUUUUCAGCCACUGGCUUGGUCAACCAGACGCCCUACACUUAAGCGCAACCUUCAGAAAAUAAGCACAUUUUAAGAACUGCUUAAUCUUUCCGUUACAUCUUAAUCCUAUCCACGUCAAAGCUUUAGCCUUUGACAUAACAAAAGCAAACACCACCAUCUUAUCAUCGUUGCAUCGCCAUCAUUCCUGCAAGAAUCGUUUGUUUUGAACCUAUUGACCGAUUUGUGCAUGGAUCUCGUAGACGAUGAGGUCCCGCCGCUAGAGCCGUGCCUGCCGCCGCCGCCGCCGCGCGCCGCCAUGCGGUCCCGGCCGUCGAGCUGGAGCAGCAGCGGGAGCAGCGGCGGCGUCGAGUACACGAGCCUCCGGGACGUGAUCGCCGAGGCCGGGCCCGGCAGCGGCGGCGGCAGCUUCGGCGACGGCGCCGACUUCGACGCGUCCAACAUCAACAUCCGCAACCAGCUGCUGAAGCACGCCGCGUCGGCGUACCUCCAGUCGGCGAUCGUCGUGCCGCCGCGGGACACGGGGUGCCUCAGCAGGCUGUGGAGGAGGCUGCUCCACCGCCGGCGCUGCCGCAUCCUGCAGCGGCCGUGGCCGGGGUGCUGCGGCGCCGGGGACCCGCCGCGCCUCUGCGCCGCGGCCGUGGCGGGCUCGGCGCGCCGGCUCGCCGCCUUCCUAUCCGGCUGCGUCGCCCGCAUGUGCACGUAGCAACGCGCGUCGUCACCGGCUCGCCAUUGAUUGGUGGUGAGGUGCGCAUGCUGCAAUGCUGGAUCUGUACCUGAAAGAUACAAUUGCAUCGAUGGAUUGACGGAGGUCGGAGGAGGCCAAAGGAAGGAGAAGGUGCGACGAUCUUGCAUUUGCAGGCUCUUCUGAUCCGCAAAAAAUAAGACGUGCCUGCCAGGAGGUGAUGUGUUUGUGUUUGUCAUCUCGUUCAUCGAUGAGGUUGCAAUCAGUACUUGAUCACUGAUAAGGACUGAAUAACAUCGAGAGAAAAAAACAUAGGAAUCGAUUACAACUUUUUUGUUUUUUUCUUUUCUCUCUGUAUUCGAAGAUUUUACAAAUUAUUCGUAACAAUUGUCUCCAAAUGAACAUAGCAAGGCCAU
This is a messenger RNA of Setaria italica (foxtail millet), 1277 nucleotides long. RefSeq lists its product as uncharacterized. Bases 406 to 882 code for a protein of 158 amino acids. Lineage: Eukaryota; Viridiplantae; Streptophyta; Magnoliopsida; Poales; Poaceae. The transcript has a single exon. The record is from RefSeq and is a predicted model, not a curated record.